UUUAUGAUCGACGUUUGACUCUACCUGUUGAUUGUAACAUGGUAUUCUGUUUGAUAAAUUAAACUUAGGGGUAAUAUAUCUUAUUUCGAUCGACAUAUUUAUGCAUUUGUAAGAAUUUAUUACAGAUGUGGACUUAGGGUCCUGACAUUCUGUCUGCUUUAAAAGAAAUUUGAUAAUUUCCAAACGGAACGUAAUUCAAAAUUAGAGUUAAAAAAAAAAAUGAGAAAAAACAAAACAAAACAAAAAACAGUCGAGAGCAAAAUAUGGAAAAAAAAUAUCCAGAUGUACACAUAAAUAUAAAUCAUAAUGUUUAUUGUCUGCAUGAAUUAAUGCUGAUCCAUAAAUGAUUUUCAUAUGUAACCGUUUGCUACAUGCUCUCUUAUGGGGGCUUAAUUCGGCCAUGCUCGUCCCCUGACAAGCGAAGAGCGACAGUGCGCCAUGCGACAGAAGACACCGGUAAUAGGAAAAUAUUCAUCAAAUAAGUCACGUACAAUAGACGAUGUCUUCUGCGCUUGAUAGAGUCCUAACAAAUCGUAAUGAAAGUCGAAGACUGGAAAUGGCGUUAUCUGAUCCUCGUGUUCGACUGCUCUAUGACGUUCGGAUGUUACUUCAACAUCGACAUCAUCAGCGCCGUCCAGGCGGACAUACAGGGACAGGACACUGGGACAUGUGCGAAUAUUUCUAGUAAUGCAACGUGUUGUGAGGGUUGUUUAGGACUGGGUCCCUACCGGUAUAACCAGCUGUACACAGCCUACUCAUGGAUGAACGCAUUGUUUGCCUUACCUGGAGGAUACAUGAUCGACAGAAUUGGGAAUAGAGUAUCUGCAGUAAUCGUAACGAUGCUGGCUACCAUUGGUUCAGUUCUGUUUGCUGUUUCCACCAUGGACGGGAUUCGAGGAACAGCCACAAUGUUUCCGUUGAUGAUUUGCGGUCGCCUGUUUAUUGGCGCAGGAUCCGGAUCGUCACUCAUUGUUCAAGAUCGCGUCGUCGCGUUUUGGUUCAAAGACAGAAUCUCUUUCGUUUAUGGAUUUGUGAUAUUUGCAUUACGCGUGGGGAACGUUUCAAAUUACCUCCUUACUGCCAAUAUAGCAAAAUUGUAUGGGAUCAGAUGGGCAUUUUGGAUGGGGACAUUAGCUUGUGUGAUAGGGGUCUUCUCCGCCGUGAGUUUGGCUGUGGUAGACUACUACGGCACAAAACAACUUGAUGAUGACUGCAAAAUAAGUAUGAAAGCUCUACCUGUGUCCCGUAAGGACAUCCGUGAUUUCCCGGCUACUUACUGGAUGAUUUGUCUCGUGAUCAUGUCCUACUACUCCAGUUAUCUCCCCUUUGUGGGAAAUGGAACCAAAUAUAUCCAGGAUAGGUAUGGAUACUCUAAAACAACAUCCUCCUACUUUACUGGAGCUAUAUAUGACACCUCUGUUGUAAUAUCACCGCUCAUUGGCAGUUUAUUGGGAGCGAUAGACUGCCACGGGAUAGUCCUUAUUGCUGUGUGUGUUCUCACUCUACCAGUCUUUCCACUGCUCUCCUACUGCCACGACAUACACCCUCUCAUCCUCACCAUCUGGAUUGGUGUCUCCUACACGUUCGCUGGUGUAUGUCUGUGGCCAUGUAUUAUCAUUGUGGUGCCGAAGAAAGCUAUAGGUACGGCUAUAGGUAUAGCGACUUUUAUCCAAGGUCUAAGUAUUGGCUUGACAAACCUGGUAACCGGCAAACUUCUUGGCUUCACAGAAGAUCCUGAUAAGGACUCACUACUACAUAAAUACCAGAAGAUGUUUUGGCUGCUACUAGGAAUGUUACUUUUCUCUACACUAUGUUCUGUCGUCCUCAACGUCUUCGACUUAACCAAGGGAAGAUUAUUAAACAGACGACUAGCAAAGAAGAAUUCCAAGGAACUGAAAAGCUUUGUCGACGAAAAAUCUCCACUUAUGACUGAUGCUCCAAGUAUACAGAGCUAUGUAUCUAUAGACGCUAGUAAUGGCGAACUCAUUCCAGGCAUACAGUAAUGACCCUAGUGUUGGACACAUAUGUUAUAGUGAACUUACUACGUAUACAGUAAUGACCCUAGUGUUGGACACAUAUGUUAUAGUGAACUUACUACGUAUACAGUAAUGACCCUAGUGUUGGACACAUACCUUAUAGUGAACUCACUUCGGAUAUACUGUAAUGACCCUAGUGUUGGACACAUAUGUUAUAGUGAACUUACUACGUAUACAGUAAUGACCCUAGUGUUGGACACAUACCUUAUAGUGAACUCACUUCGGAUAUACUGUAAUGACCCUAGUGUUGGACACAUACCUUAUAAUUAACUCACUCCGGAUAUACAGUAAUGACCCUAGUGUUGGACACAUACCUUAUAAUGAACUCACUCCGGAUACACAGUAAUGACCCUAGUGUUGGACACAUACCUUAUAAUUAACUCACUCCGGAUAUACAGUAAUGACCCUAGUGUUGGACACAUACCUUAUAAUUAACUCACUACGGAUAUACAGUAAUGACCCUAGUGUUGCACUCGUAAAGAAUAAAGCAAAGGCUCUUGUUUAUUGACACCAACCAAAUAUCACAUAGACGCAGUUACUGAAGAACUCGUUCCUUAUAAUAGUAAUGACUAAUUGUUGAAUACCGCAUAUAUACAACUUAUACGUUAUAAAUAGUGAACUCACUCAGGGAUAAUAUGAUCACCCUGAUAUUGCCACUAUGUUAUAGUUAUAGUAUGUACCACGUAUGCCAUAUUUAUAGUGUGAAUCCACUCAAGGAAUUCUGUGAUAAUUAUAGAAAAGGACGUCCUAGGUUUUAAACCAGUAUGCUAUGAAUAAUGAACUCGAAGGAAUUAUGUGAUAUACCAGUGCGCUGUGGAAAGGAACUCACUCAAGGGAUUCUUUGACAUACCAGUACGCUACGAAUAGUGAACUCACUCAAGGAAUUAUGUGAUAUACCAGUCCGCUAUAGAAAGGAACUCACUCAAACGAUUCUUUGAUACACAGUACGCUACGAAUAUUGAACUCACUAAAGGAAUUAUGUGAGAUACCACUGCGUUACGAAUAGUGAGCUCACUAAAGGAAUUUGGUGAAAACCUAGUGAAGGACAUCUUUAGAUAUACCAGUGCGCCGUGAAUAGUGAACUCACUCAAGGAAUUAUCAGAUAACCUUGUGUAGGCUGUCCUUAGAUAUACCAGUACGUUAUAAAUAGUGAACCUGUACAGUACGCGUGGAAUCUUGAACACAAUACAGGAAUAUAAUAAUGCCUUUGUUUUUUGCAUCUGUUUACGGCUGGUGAUCUGAAUGUAGGCAUAUAUUGUUGUGAAGUUAUCCUACCUGAAUGAACCCAGCACUAUGUUUCACGAACUUUUCACAUUUUAAUCAAUAACUAAUGAAAGGAUUUUGACGAAACACGGCCAGAAUGAUAGAGGGUUUUAAACUCUUAAAUGCGCUCCUUAAUCCUCGGUGAUGGACUGUGGAACCCAAUUGGAAUAACUUUUUUCAUUCGUUAUCUAUUUCCUACAGUCAUUGCUAAAUGAAUUUUGGUUGAUAUCUGGACAGAGCUUACUUAAUGAUAUUCUAUUUGUUUUGUUUUUAUCAACGUGUUAUAUUGUUUUAGAUAUAACAAAUUCUGAUUAUCUUAAAUUUAUAAAUACAUUCAAUAUAUAUUACCAGUCUACAGUAAACAUGUUUUGUAAGUCAU
Messenger RNA from Pecten maximus, 3678 nucleotides. RefSeq names its product major facilitator superfamily domain-containing protein 1-like. Bases 537 to 2003 code for a protein of 488 amino acids. Gene Ontology annotation, biological process: transmembrane transport. The record is from RefSeq and is a predicted model, not a curated record. The transcript has 14 exons. Gene Ontology annotation, molecular function: transmembrane transporter activity. NCBI's taxonomy places the organism in Eukaryota, Metazoa, Mollusca, Bivalvia, Pectinida, Pectinidae.